GUUCGUUGCACCUCCAUCACGAAUUCUACCAUCCAUUCCAACGCGCGUCCCUCCGGCUCGUCAGUUUGCGCAGCCUCCGUCGAAAACUUGUCAUAGAAAAACUCUGUGCUUGAUCAGGGAACCCCGAAAAUCACCGCGCUUAGCAGAUAACCAUCUGUCUUGGCUCAUUCAAAUGUUCUGGUAUUGAGCCAGCUUACACCCCUUUUACCACAUCAUUGUGGCGAUGGAAGUCGACGAGACCGGCCAGCUCGAAGCCUUGCGUCUCCGCGUCUCGACAUUAGAGCGCGAUCUCCAAACUGCGAACGCGGCGAAAGAGGAGGUGGAGCUCGAGCUGGACAGCUUCAGGGAUGAGGUCAAGCAUAUCGAGCACGCUGGUCAUGCGGCACGGAAUCUUGCAUCCUAUGGACACUCGGACGAGAUCAUCUUCGUGCGCCCGGACGACCCUGACCAAGGCACGAUCCAGCGGUUAUCUAAAGGGACGGGGACGAGCGCCUCGGUCUGCCGGCUUAUGGUCCGGUACAACAUUGACCAGUUUCUCCAACGCCCCGUGCUCCAUCAGUGGCUACAAAAUGGCAAACUGUACAGGCAAACAGGCGAACAGCAGUCCUCCCGUUUCGAGCUAUUCUUCGACCUCCUGUUUGUCGGCAUGGUGCACCAGAUAUCCGAGGCAGCAGCGGUGCAGCCUACGGGCUUAGGGUUACUCAAAUACAUUCUCACUUUCGCACCGGCAUACAGCAUCUGGUCUGAUAUGCGUGAUAUCGCGAACCGGUUCUCCAACGACGACGUGGUGCAGAGGGCCUACAUCCUGUGGACCAUGUUGCUGCUCGUGGGGUAUUCGAAUAACGCAAGCGCAAUCGAGAUAAGCUCUGCAGGCCAGAGUGAAGAGAGCAGAUUGGCUAUGCGAUGGACGAUGGGCUUCUAUAUAAUCGCGAAAGCCUCCAAAGUCCUUCUAACGCUCUCGUACUCACUAUUUCUCCCCAUGUCCCGCAUUCCGCUCCAGUUUUCUGUCGUCGACCCGCUUCUCCAAGUCAUCAUCAUUCUGAUCGCCAUCUCUGCCAACGUCUCCAACAGAGGGGUCAUUGCGAUCGUUGCGGUGAGCAUUGUGGCUGAUCAUUUGAUCCGAGUGUUGGCCGUCCUGCUCGACAAGACGAUGGUCGUCCUGGGAAAACGGCAUGACCGAAAACGGCGACUGCAGAGACAGCGCAGUGCGCAGAGGUUGUAUCCUGGGAGCCCGCAAGAGGAGCUAGAGAAGGACUGGACUGGUGAGCUGGAUGCGGACGUAUCCAGGACUAGGAACAGCUCGAUGACAGCGGUCAACGAGGAGGCUCCUUUGGAGGAUAUUCCAGCCUGCCAUUGGGUUGCUGCGAAAGAAGACGUGCGGUUCCCAGCCAUCAACAUCGAACAUCUCGUUGAAAGGCUGGGCGCGUUCGUGACUAUCGUUCUAGGAGAGAUAGUCGUGAGCGUGUUCUUCGCAAGUUCAGCUGCGGCGGGAAUCAACGCCGAGUCUGGUCGAGCAUUUCUAGGACUGAUGAUUGCAUUCAAUCUCAACUGGAUGUACUUCACCUCCCAUGCAAGCAAGCACUUUGUGCAUGCCAUCCGUCGGCACUGGCUCGCUGGAUACACUUUCUCCAUGUUGCAUUUCCCGAUGUGCAUGUCUCUGCUCCUUGCCUCAUCAGCGAUCAACCGCAUGGUCGUGACUGAGUCGUUCACAACCAGCGAGGAGGGUGGACCCGGGCUCAAGUGGUUCUUUGGCGCAGGGCUGGGUGUCGCCGUGUUCACCAUGGCUACAAUCGGGGUGCUGCACAAGAACCUCGACGACCAGGAGGGUCUCCAUCCGCAUCAUGUGCGCAAAGUCCUCAGGACGACCAUCAGUCGGAGGGUCGUGCUUGGCAUGCGUUUCGCGGCGAGCAUUGUGAUGAUGUUGGUGCCGAUCUCCUCGAGCCUGAACUCGAUGCAGUUUCUGGCGAUCUACGUCGGCAUCACCGGGUUUCUGAUCGUGGAAGAGACGAUUGCGAGGAUUGAGAAGCGUGACCAAGCGCUGGAUGAAGAGAUACCCGCGCGCAUAAAUGAUCCGGGCACCAGUGUCUGACCUGGGAGGGACUGUUGCUCAAGCGCUUAUGCCAUGCCAUGCCUGUCCCCGAUUGACCUUUGUCAAUGAAUUAAUAUCUAUUUAUUAUAUGUACUGUCCACUAUAAUCGCGAUGCCGGCGAGAGGCUUAGUUGGAUGUCCUCAAUCAAGUGCGCAAAUGCUCAAAUGUGUCUCCGAAGUGGUCGUCUACCGCUCAUAUCCGGUCCACCCACACCCGUAAUUCGGACGGCGUGUCGGAGGCAACCAUCCCCCGACAUCAUCAUCAGAACAACUAAUCACGCGACAUCAUAUAACUUCAAGCGCCGCCCCCUCGUACUACUAAUAGCGCUAAAUACCCGGCAACUUGAGCUGUCCCCAUUUCCCCGCAAUGAAGGUCGCAGACAGGACAUUCGUGGUAUCAGGCGGGUGCGUGGCCCUGCUGACCCCAUGAACUUCGCAUCCGACACAUAGCACAUGCACACUCAGGUCCUCGGGACUAGGACUCGCCACCGUCCAAGGACUGCUCGCGGCCGAGGCCAAAGCCGUCAUUCUCGACCUCCGUCCGCCCAAGGAGCAGUUCCCGGCCGACCGGGUGCUGUUCAUCACCGCUGAUCUCGCGCAGCACGACGGGCUCGAGCAGGCCGUCGACGAGGCAGCCGCGUGGGCCGCAGCCAACGGGGCGCCGCUCGGCGGGUUGGUGAACUGUGCUGGGAUUGGUGGGAGCGGGGAACCGGUGUGUGUGUGUCCACCGAGGACACGUCGCUCCGUUCUCCGUUUAGCUCAACCGCGGUCGUAGAUCAUCGACGCGAAAGGCAAUCCGCAUUCGAUGACAAACUGGGAACGCGUGAUGGCUGUGAACGUUACCGGAACCUUCAAUCUGUCGCGUCUGGUGCUUCGACACCUGAUACGCGUGCCAGCGGAAAACGGGGACGGGGAGCGCGGCGUCAUCAUCCUCAUUUCCAGCAAUGCUGCGGUGCGUGAUCAUACCAGUCCUCACUUGCUUCGCAGCUGGCUCACAUUGGGCUGCAGUACGAGGGGAUGCCAUCUACGAUUGCUUACGCCGCCUCCAAAGGCGCGAUCCGUUCCCUAGUCCUCCCCAUGGCACGCGACUGCGCCCGUUUUGGCAUCCGCGUCGUCGCAAUCGCGCCUGGCCCCUUCGGGACACCGAUGACGGACCAGUGGACAGAUCGCGUCGCAAGCGGGAUCACGAAUAUGGGUCUGUUGUUUCCCCGGCGGUACGGUGCACCGGAGGAGUUCGCGAAAACGGUCAACUGGGUCUUGGAGUGCGCAUAUAUCAAUGGGGAAAGUAUAAAGAUGACGGGUGGGGGGAGGUUACCAGCGAGGUUGUAAUUGCGGAUUUAUUCUUAGAUAUCUUGGUCAUCAGUGCUAUUUCCUGCACUAGAAUACACACUAUUAAGCGCACCUGCGGUAGAUGAAGACUCUACAGCUUUCCAGGCAGCCGUCCUGCGCCACUCAAGCGAAUGGUCUCUCCAUUCACAUAUGGGCACUCCAGGAUCCAACGCACUGUCUGCCCAAAUUCAGGCGCCUCGCCAAAGCGGGCCGGGUAGACAAUCCCCUGUGUGACCAAGAUCUUGCGCGCCUUGUCCGGGAGCUUAUCCGUCAUACUGCUCCGGAAGGCCCCUGGCGCAAUAGUAACCACCCGAACGGCGUGUCGCGAGAGAUCCCGGGCAAGAGGAAGCGUCAUCGAAUGCAGCGCGCCCUUGGUGGCAGAAUACGCCGUUUGACCGGGUUGCCCUUCGAACUGCCGCAUACAUGCACUCAGUACGUGUGAUUAUCAGCAGAAAGGAAGCGAGAAUCACCGCUGCGGCACUGGAGACCAUCACCACCACGCCGCGUUCUCCAUCUGGCCCGUCCUCGGGCGCGACCUUGAUCAGGUGCCGGAGCGCAAGACGCGUGAGAUUGAACGUCCCGGUCAACUUCACCGCGAGGGUGAAGUCCCAGAGGUCGACCGGAUGGGGCUCGUUGUGCGCGUCGAUGAUCUUCGCGGCGGUCCCGACCCCGGCACAGUUGAUGACCCCGCCCAGCGGAGCACCUACCUCCGACGCCCACGCGACGGUGCUAUCGACGGCAUGCUCGAUCUGCGCGAGGUUGGUGAUGUCUGUCUCGUAGAACUUGAUUUUCGAGGACGAUGGGGAAGAGAGGAGAUGCUCCGGUGGAGUUGAGCGGUCGAGGAUAGAGACGAAGGCGCCUGCCGCAAUGAGAUUCUCGACCGUGGCUAAACCAAGCCCGGAGGAACUGGAUUCGUAGGUAAAUUUAGGGAGAACGUCGAUGGCUGUCGUAGGUACCUACCCUCCGGAGACAAUGAAUGUGCGUUGUGCAAGCUUCAUUAGUCGUGUGCUGGAGUGGCCCGGUGAGAUCUUC
Molecule: messenger RNA, 4449 nt
Organism: Mycena citricolor
Lineage: Eukaryota; Fungi; Basidiomycota; Agaricomycetes; Agaricales; Mycenaceae
Source: the annotation of a GenBank genome assembly